AUUAUUAUUAUUAUUAUGGUAGAAAACAAAUAAUUUUACAAAGAUUUUAAGUCAUCCCGGGCAAAAUAGAAUGUCUUAUCUACUACAGUAGCCUACUAAUAAUUGUAAUAAUAGAACUGCAUGAUGACUGAGAAUGAGUGUCAUUAAUUAGGCUACAUAGCCAUUCAAGUGAUCUUGGAACUGGGUAGUGUAGUGUCUUCUUUCUGCCAAUUGUGAACCCAUAUCGCGGCACAGCCCGAGAUGAAGCCCCGAACGUCACACGCUACGUCAUUUCUGAGCUCCGCUUGGGGGAGGAGCCAAGGUACUCGACGCACGCCCCGAUGCCUCGACGCAAACCAUAACAUCACUACACAUAGUAAGUUUCACCGACAACUGCUUCCUCAACUUGGUCCAAUACAAAGCUGGACUUGCGGAACGUCUGGAAAUGGAUUCCGGUUCAGUACCAACUCUCCUCGGCUCAGCUACAAAUCUCGGACAAGCCAGCCCAUCAAUUGGUAACAUUCAGUUGUUUCUCUCAAGGGAUGUUGCCUGCCAUACAGACCACCUGGAAACACAUACUGUAGCCACACGGCUAUCCUUAAAGACUUUCCGGCCCCACUUCACAAGUAAAGAAGACUGCGAUGCCUUUGGAGACCGUAGCACGCAGCGCGGCGCCACCUCGGAGAGUCUGGGUGUGGACGGCCCUGGCUCCUCCCACAUGUCCAGUCACGGCGGGGAGCUGAAGAUCCUGAGCGUCUACGGUAAAGGGGAGGGCCCACUGGCGGUGGGCGGCCAUGACACCCUCUUCGCCGCGUCUGAAGUGGAGGCCCUGAACUCGCUGUCUGCGGACCACAGCGCGGCCAAGAGCCUGGAGCGCGGCGAGUGGCUGGUCUGCCGCGAGGAGCUGAGUGUGCAGGUUGGAAAUCAUCUUCUUAUUCAGCAUCCAAAUAAGAGGCUUCCUCUGUUACAACUCCAGCACACACCCCUAGAAAGCACACCCCUUUAUGAUUCAGUAAACGCUGCCAAAUAUGCCCGUCUUAUGCCCACCUUUUUCCUUGCAUGAUCCGCACGUUUACACUGACCGUGGUAAUUUACCGGCUUGAUUUCGCACC
This is a messenger RNA of Gadus macrocephalus (Pacific cod), 1091 nucleotides long. RefSeq lists its product as uncharacterized. The transcript has 3 exons. NCBI's taxonomy places the organism in Eukaryota, Metazoa, Chordata, Actinopteri, Gadiformes, Gadidae. The record is from RefSeq and is a predicted model, not a curated record. Bases 425 to 1042 code for a protein of 205 amino acids.